This is a messenger RNA of Carlito syrichta (Philippine tarsier), 4173 nucleotides long. Its product is annotated as A disintegrin and metalloproteinase with thrombospondin motifs 12. The record is from RefSeq and is a predicted model, not a curated record. Gene Ontology annotation, cellular component: extracellular matrix. The annotation marks the transcript as partial. Gene Ontology annotation, molecular function: metalloendopeptidase activity. The transcript is spliced from 21 exons. Gene Ontology annotation, biological process: proteolysis; extracellular matrix organization. Lineage: Eukaryota; Metazoa; Chordata; Mammalia; Primates; Tarsiidae.
UUAGAGAGUAUUGAUACCUCCCAGAAGCAAGAGCUAUGGCGAGAGAAGUGGGAGAGGAACAAUUUGCCAAGCAGAAGCCUCUCUCGGCGUUCCAUCAGCAAGGAGAGAUGGGUGGAGACUCUGGUGGUGGCUGACACGAAGAUGAUUGAGUAUCAUGGGAGUGAGAACGUGGAAUCCUAUAUCCUCACUAUCAUGAACAUGGUCACUGGGCUGUUUCAUAACCCAAGCAUUGGCAAUGCAAUUCACAUUAUUGUGGUUCGGCUCAUUCUACUUGAAGAAGAAGAGCAAGGACUGAAAAUAGUUCAUCAUGCAGAGAAGACACUGUCUAGCUUCUGCAAAUGGCAGAAGAGCAUCAAUCCCAAGAGCGACCUUAAUCCCGUUCAUCAUGAUGUGGCCGUCCUUCUCACCAGAAAAGACAUCUGUGCUGGUGUCAAUCGUCCCUGUGAAACCCUGGGUCUAUCUCACCUGUCGGGAAUGUGCCAGCCUCACCGGAGUUGUAACAUCAAUGAAGACUCAGGACUCCCUUUGGCUUUCACGAUUGCUCAUGAGCUCGGACACAGCUUCGGCAUCCAGCAUGAUGGAAAGGAAAACGACUGUGAGCCCGUGGGCAGGCACCCAUACAUUAUGUCCCGCCAGCUCCAGUAUGACCCUACCCCACUGACAUGGUCCAAAUGCAGCAAGGAGUAUAUCACCCGCUUCUUGGACCGAGGUUGGGGUUUCUGUCUUGAUGACAUACCCAAAAAGAAAGGCUUGAAGUCCAAGGUCAUUGCCCCGGGAGAAAUCUAUGAUGUUCACCACCAAUGCCAGCUACAGUAUGGACCCAAUGCUACCUUCUGCCAAGAAGUAGAAAAUGUCUGCCAGACACUGUGGUGCUCCGUGAAAGGCUUUUGUCGCUCUAAACUGGACGCUGCUGCAGAUGGGACGCGCUGUGGUGAGAAGAAGUGGUGUAUGGCUGGCAAAUGCAUCACAGUGGGGAAGAAACCAGAGAGCAUUCCUGGAGGCUGGGGCCGCUGGUCACCCUGGUCCCACUGUUCCAGGACCUGUGGGGCUGGAGCCCAGAGUGCAGAGAGGCUCUGCAACAACCCUGAACCAAAGUUUGGAGGGAAAUACUGCACUGGAGAAAGAAAACGUUAUCGUUUGUGCAAUGUCCACCACUGUCGCCCAGAUGCACCAACGUUUCGGCAGAUGCAAUGCAGUGAGUUUGACACUGUUCCCUACAAGAAUGAGUUCUACCACUGGUUUCCUGUUUUUAAUCCAGCACAUCCUUGUGAGCUCUACUGCCGACCCAUAGAUGGCCAGUUUUCUGAGAAAAUGCUGGAUGCUGUCAUUGAUGGUACCCCUUGCUUUGAAGGUGGCAACAGCAGAAAUGUCUGUAUUAAUGGCAUAUGUAAGAUGGUCGGCUGUGACUAUGAGAUUGAUUCCAAUGCCACGGAGGACCGCUGUGGCAUAUGCCUUGGAGAUGGCUCUGCCUGCCAGACCGUGAGAAAGAUGUUUAAGCAGAAAGAAGGAUCUGGCUAUGUUGACAUCGGACUCAUUCCUAAAGGAGCAAGGGACAUAAGGGUAAUGGAAAUUGAGGGAGCUGGAAACUUCCUGGCCAUCAGGAGUGAAGACCCUGAGAAAUAUUACCUCAAUGGAGGAUUUAUUAUCCAGUGGAAUGGGAACUAUAAGCUGGCAGGGACCAUCUUUCAGUAUGACAGGAAAGGAGACCUGGAGAAGCUGAUGGCCACAGGUCCCACCAACGAGUCAGUGUGGAUCCAGCUCCUGUUCCAGGUGACUAACCCUGGCAUCAAGUAUGAGUACACAAUCCGGAAGGAUGGCCUUGACAAUGAUGUGGAGCAGCUGAUGUACUUCUGGCAGUACGGCCAUUGGACAGAGUGCAGUGUAACCUGUGGGACGGGUAUCCGCCGCCAGACUGCCCAUUGCAUAAAGAAGGGUCGUGGGAUGGUGAAAGCUACAUUCUGUAACCCAGAAACACAGCCCAAUGGGAGACAGAAGAAGUGCUAUGAAAAGGCUUGUCCACCCAGGUGGUGGGCAGGGGAAUGGGAAGCAUGUUCUGCAACGUGUGGGCCUCAUGGAGAGAAGAAGCGAACAGUGUUGUGCAUCCAGACCAUGAGCUCUGACGAGCAGGCUCUCUUGCCAACAGACUGCCAGCACCUGCUGAAGCCCAAGACCCUCAUUUCCUGUAACAGAGACAUCCUGUGUCCAUCAGACUGGACAGUGGGCAACUGGAGUGAGUGUUCUGUUUCCUGUGGUGGCGGAGUGCGGAUUCGCAGUGUCACAUGUGCCAAGAACCAUGAUGAACCUUGCGACGUGACAAAGAAACCCAACAGUCGAGCUCUAUGUGGCCUCCAGCAAUGCCCAUCUAGCCGAAGAAUUCUGAAACCCAACAAAGGCACAAUUUCCAAUGCGAAAAAUCCACCACCAACUGAUCAAGACCCCCUAAAACCCGUCCCUCCACCUACAUCUGGACCCCAAAUGCUGACCACACCCACAGGGCCUGAGUCUAGGAGUACAAGUACUCUGGCAGCCAGCAGCCCUAGUUCUACCACAACCUCCAAAGGAGACCUUGAUGGGAAACUAUGGCACAAUAGUACAACCCAACCUGAACUGAACUCCCAUAAUCUCAUUUCUGCUGGAAGCACCUCCCAACCCAUCCUCACUUCCCAGGCUUUUAGCAUCCAGCCGAAUGAUGAAAAUGUUUCCAGUUCAGAUACUGGUCCUACCUCAGAGGAAGACCUUGUAGCUACAACAGGCGGUUCUGACUUGUCAUCUUACAACAACCCUGUGACUUGGCCGGUGACUCCAUUUUACAAUACCUUAACCAAAGAUCCAGAAAUGGAGAUUCACAGUGGCUCAGGGGAAGACAGUGACCAGCCAGAGAACAAAGAUGAAAACAACCCUGUGAUAUGGACCAAGAUCAGAGUAGCUGGAAAGGAAGCUCCAACAGGAAAAAGUACAGAAAUGCCACUUGGGCCUCCACCAACACCAUAUCUCAGUGAAGAGUCCCUGUGGCCACCCUACAGCACAGUGAUGGAGGGGCUGCUCCCCAGCCAGAGGCCCAAUCCUCUCAAAAAUGGGACACCCAGAGCUAAGGGGAUGGUUACCGAAACGCCAGUGCCAGCUAGCACUCCCCUCUCUCUGGGGGGAAACCACCAGCCAGUGCCCUCGGGAAAGUCAGUAAACCUUAACCACCUGGAAUUUCCAAACAAUAUUAAUCUAACACAAACCUCUGAACCAGUUCUGACGGAGGAAGAUGCGACAAGUCUGAUUGCUGAAGGCUUUUUGCUAAAUGCCUCCAAUUACAAACCGUUCACCAAGAGCCACAGCCCCGCAUAUUGGAUUGUUGGAAACUGGAGUGAGUGCUCCACCACGUGUGGUCUGGGGGCCUACUGGAGAAGGGUGGAGUGCAGCACUCAGAUGGAUUCUGACUGUGCAACCAUCCAGAGGCCUGACCCUGCUAAGAGAUGCCACCUCCGUCCCUGUGCCGGCUGGAAAGUGGGCAACUGGAGCAAGUGCUCCAGAAAUUGCAGCGGGGGCUUCAAGAUCCGUGAGAUUCAGUGCAUGGACAGCCGGGACCACCGGAGCCUGAGGCCAUUUCACUGCCAGUUUCUGGCUGGCAUUCCUCCUCCACUGAGCGUGAGCUGUAACCCUGAGCCCUGUGAGGAGUGGCAGGUGGAACCCUGGAACCAGUGUUCCAGGUCCUGUGGAGGGGGAGUUCAUGAGAGAGGAGUGUCUUGUCCAGGAGGCCUCUGUGAUUGGACAAAAAGGCCCACAUCCACGGAACCCUGCAAUGAGCAUCUCUGCUGUCACUGGGUUACUGGGAAUUGGGACCUGUGCACCACUUCCUGUGGAGGUGGCUUUCAGAAGAGGACUGUCCAUUGUGUCCCCUCAGGGAGCAAUAAAACUAAAGAUCAUGACCAGUGCCUGUGUGAUCAUGAACCCAGACCUCCAGAAUCCCAAAAGUGCAACCAGCAGGCCUGCAGGAAGAGUGCUGAUUUACUUUGCACCAAGGACAAGCUGUCAGCCAAUUUCUGCCAGACACUAAAAGCCAUGAAGAAAUGUUCUGUGCCCACUGUGAGGGCUCAAUGCUGCUUCUCGUGUCCCCAGAUGCACAUUACCCACUCCCAAAGGCAAAGAAAGCAACAGUUGCUGAAAAACCCCAAAGCACUCUAA